GCCUUACCCAAAUCCACAGAAAAGGGACCUCUUCCGAUUUGAUCACUGUUUCUGAAGCAUUCUACCUUCUACUUCAAAAUGACUACAGUCAAUAUUUCGAAGGAUAAUAAAACAACACUUUAUAUAAAUGGUCUUGAUCAACAAGUAACAGAACAAACACUGCAUGCUGCUUUUAUCCCUUUCGGUGAAAUAGUUGCUGUUCAAAUACCACUCGACAUUUCUAGAAACAUAAACGGUGGAGGAAAUCGACAUAAAGGUUACGGCUUUGUUGAAUUUGAAACGAUUGAGGACUGUGAAGCAGCCAUGGAUAAUAUGCAUUUAGCGGAACUAUUCGGUAAAGUGAUAAAAGUACAGCUAGCGAAACCACAAAAUAUUACAGCAACAUCGCAUCGUGCAGUUUGGACGGAAGAAGCAUGGUUGCAAAAAUAUGCUAAUCCAGAAAAUAUAGAUAAGAAUAAUAACAAUGAUGGAGAAGGCACUCAUAUAGAAGAUAAUAAUAAUGACAAUGAGAGCGACACCGAACGAACGACAUCAAAACAAAGCAGAGGCGCCGUUGGCAAAUCAGUAGGUAAAAGGUCACGCGUGUAUUUGGAUAUACAAAUUGGUGGAUCAUUAGCUGGACGAAUUGAAAUCGAAUUGAGAGGGGAUGUAGUACCAAAAACAGCAGAAAACUUUCGGGCGCUAUGUACAGGCGAAAAAGGGUUUGGAUAUAAAGGUUCUGUGUUUCAUCGCAUCAUUCCACAAUUCAUGUGUCAAGGUGGCGAUAUAACAAACGGUAAUGGUACAGGUGGUAAAUCCAUUUAUGGUGGAAGAUUUGCAGAUGAAAACUUCACUUUAAAGCAUACUAGCCCUGGUAUAUUGUCUAUGGCAAAUGCUGGCCCCAAUACAAAUGGAAGUCAAUUCUUUAUUUGUACGGAAAAAACCACUUGGCUAGAUGGAAAGCAUGUUGUAUUCGGUCAAAUCACAUCGGGUCUAAAUGUAGUACGUGAAAUGGAGAAUUGCGGAUCAUCUGGUGGAAAGCCAAGCAAGCGUGUUACAAUUAUUGAUUGCGGAGAGCUGUAAUAAAGAAUAGCUGAGGGUGAGCAUUUCUCUCUUUAUUAUAAUAUAACAAAGUGUAUUGUUUUUUUUAUGGCCAUAAAGUAAGGCUAAACCUUAGAAUAUAACCUUCAUCAAGGCUUAUUUCUCAUGGAUUUUGAUUUAAGUUUAAUAAUAU
Molecule: messenger RNA, 1213 nt
Organism: Mycotypha africana
Lineage: Eukaryota; Fungi; Mucoromycota; Mucoromycetes; Mucorales; Mycotyphaceae
Product: peptidyl-prolyl cis-trans isomerase E
Exons: 5
Coding region: 79-1062 (327 amino acids)
Biological process (GO): protein peptidyl-prolyl isomerization; protein folding
Cellular component (GO): intracellular membrane-bounded organelle
Molecular function (GO): RNA binding; peptidyl-prolyl cis-trans isomerase activity
Source: RefSeq, a predicted model, not a curated record